Messenger RNA from Mytilinidion resinicola, 3427 nucleotides. RefSeq lists its product as uncharacterized. Lineage: Eukaryota; Fungi; Ascomycota; Dothideomycetes; Mytilinidiales; Mytilinidiaceae. The record is from RefSeq and is a predicted model, not a curated record. The transcript has 2 exons. Bases 282 to 3206 code for a protein of 974 amino acids.
CCCUGACGGCGGUUUGACAGGCUCGUGGUGGCUCUCAGCGGGAGCCACCGACGAGGCGUUGCGUGCUCUCGGCCGCUCUGGCGCGCGAUGCACGACAGGGACGCCAUCACUAUCUUGAGAUCCACCCCGGGGAUCCAGCACUGCUGCGCUGCCUUGCUUGCAGCUGUUCCGAAACACCCCCAGGCCUUGGCCCGCUCUCGUUUCAAUUACAUUUACCUCUCGUGGCCAAACCGCCAGCAUGACACUACUCCUAGUGUUUGUACCACAACUCCUCGCUCAGCAUGGCUCUAUUGAGGAAACGCCAGAAGCUCGUGCAAGAGGUGCCUGGGGGACAGAAGAAGAAGCGGAACAGAUUGUUAGACUUCUUCAAGUCCAGGCGGCGGAACACUGGGGAGCAGGAUGAGCAGAUUGCCCCACCACAGGCCUCACUUCCACGCCAAGACACCCAACAGUCGAAGCACGCCGAACCCCUCGAGCAAACUCCUUCAGAUACGCCCAAGAAGGAGGUGUCGACAAGUGGAGUGGACAAUCAACCCACACCAGAACAACUUCCGACUCCCCCUCCAGACGAAACGGUCAGCGAAAAGGACUUGCGGACCCUCUUCUCCGGAGCUCCCCAGUAUACAAUCAUUAGUAGACGAGAUAUACCAGAGCCAACUGCAUCAUGUCCCUGGGAUUCUGGAGCACAGACGCGGAACCUUUCCGACUCGCUUCCUCUGAGCCAUCCUGCCUUCUCUGCAGCUACACUCAGGCCCCACGUAGCACCUUUUGUGGAAAUCGCCCGCGACGAAACGAACGAGCCCUAUGUUGGGUAUAACAUUGAUGUCGUGGAAGUUCCAAGCAUGCUCAGUGCGAACGGAGUAGAGCCGGGGACUGUUGGAUUUGAUCACUUCCUCCAGCUGCCUAUCUCGGAUAAUCUAGACUUAGGUGUAGAAGAGGUGGCCGACAAGAAUGGGCUAUCGGAAGACGUACGGAAUAGAGAGCUGCUGCACAACAACCCCGAAAGGCUUGGCAUUCGAAGCGUCGAUUCAGUCAUGAUCUAUGAGCGAUUGGUUGAAUUUGGUGAGCUAUGGCUGUCUUUGCGGCAAAAUGGCUCUACCAAAACGAUACUGGACAAGCAAUCUUCAGGGGACAUGUACGCCAACCUUUUUGGAAAGUUCCUCUCGCCUCCGCGAUUUGAUGCCGACACCCUUGAUCCCACAGGACUCAAAGUGCAGAUAGAGACUCUGUUGAAUAUACUGAGGCUGAAAGGCAUUUGGUUCGACUUUAGUCUUGUAGAGUGGCGCAUAAGACUUGGGCAAGUUCUAUGGACGGCUGCUGAUGCAGCAGCUGACGACGAGCCUCCGAACAUCAGCAACCCCGAGCAAACAUGGUCAGAUCGAGAUAUUCUUCUCCUUCAGAUAUCCCUGUCUUGUGAACUUCUGGUUCGACUAGACGCCAUCUCCGUCAACUAUGGAGAUGAUACCUCAACACAAGUAACCGCAGAAGAACUACGCAGUUUCACAAGUCUCAAAUCACGGAAGACGGACUGGGAUCUGGUACUCGCUCGUCGCUUUCUGGAGAAUGUUCAAGCUGUCAUAACGACACCAGAAACACCGAGAGAUCAAUCGUCGAGCUUGCGAGGCUUCUUUUCUGCGGUUCUGGCAAAGCCGGAGGAGCGACAAGCAGCCCCUGAACCAGAUGUGCUCCUACUUCCUCGUCAUCAAUCACUACAGCUUUCAGGCCUACUUCACUUUGUGGAAUCCCUUCAGUGGCCCAAUAUCGAUCUUAUCACAGACGAUUUAUCACACAAGCUGGCUAUUCCAGGCUCAUCAAAGGAUGCUAAAAACAAACCUUCCGGUCUUGGUAAAUACUUAGAUCCUGCCACGCCAACAUCUCCCAGCAUAUAUAGCACCCCUCUGGCUUCUCCUCGUUCCGCUAUUAGUGCUAGAAACAGCUACUUUGGCACACCUACCAAACGUCCAGCAUUAAGCCGAGAUAAUACGCAACGAUCUGUACAACUGAGUCCCUCAGCCACAUUGUUCUCGAGCAUAGAGAACAGCGUUGCAAACCCGCUUGACAUAGGUGGUUGGUUGAGCAGAGCGUAUCUGACUGGCCUAAUCUUACCUGGCGAGGCUAUCUCACACUUCCUGAUCUCAACUCUUCUGGAGAACGACAAGCUGGCUAUUUCCGCGCUUGGGGACACAGCAAGUCUCUACGGCGGUUUCUUAUACGCGGAGAGGUGCUGGUGGAGCAAGACUUGCGUUAUUGGUCGUGUCCUAUCAUGCAUUGACGGCGCCGUCGAAUGCAUGGGCUGGAUAUCAAUUCCCCGUCUACCGUCAGCUCACGUCGACGGCUGGGUCACCACGUCAAGCAAACAACCCCCUCCAGAUAAAGAACCACUCAUAAAGAAUGGCGAUAGGAUCGCCGACGUCUCGGCCGUAAUCCCAGGCAUGGAUAUUUCCAAUGUCAAGCCCGAAGACCUCGUCCUACCCCUAGAUCUCUCCAUUCCACCCCUUCCUUCCAUUCACUUCAUCGAAUGGUCCCUCGCCCCUAGCCCCGGCGCUGACGCUGACGCCAACUCUCUUUCCUCCACCGACUCGAUCCCGCCAGGUCCCCCCUCAACCGCCACUCUCAUCUUCUCCAACCUUUCCACAUCGCACACCCUCACCCUCACCCACGACAUCUCCUUCAUUUCCUCCUUCCCUUGCAUCCCUCCCGCAAACCCAAACGCCCGCCUCCUAUCUCGCACCGCCUCGAAGCGCAUCACUCUCGCCCGCCGGAGCUCUCACGGCUUCAACCCCCUCGCCUCACAUCCCCCGGACACCGAAUCCGCCGCCCCUCGCCCGAGUGUCGUUGACGCAGAAGCAGUCUUGGCUGCGCAGAAGCAAGCGAAGGCAGAGUCGGAGUGGCUCGCGCUGAAGGGGAAAGCGCUCCCUGCGCAUCCGCUGCAUGCGUCGUAUAAGUACCGGGUCGUGAGCGUGGCGGAUGUCCUAGAGGAAGGAUUUGAGGCGCCGGUUUGGGAGGAAGGAGAGGAUGGAGUAGUGGAGGUUGGGGAGGUGCUUGUGCUGGAUGCGAGGGGCGAGUGGGAUUUGGAGUUGCUGGCGAGGGCGUGGUGUGCGGAGAGGGGAGUGCAUGCGAUUAUUGGGAGGGUGGGGAGGUCGUGUAUCGGGUGUUGUGUUAGGGAGGCGAGGGGACUGGGGGUUCGGGUUGUGGUGAGGGUUUGAGGGUGGUGGUUGUCUAGAUUGUUUGAGAUACCCCUCUGAUUUCCUUUAUAGUUCAAUACAUAUGACAGCACACUUACAAACACGAAUGGUUCUCUAAUGUGAACGGGAACGUUUCAAGACGAUCGAGGAGGUGGUAUUGCGUGUAUUGUCACACACUACCUCAUCAUUUCACUUUCUAAUAUUGUGUAGAGAAAAGAAUAAACGCCCGAUGUAUUACUCAU